This is a messenger RNA of Rotaria sp. Silwood2, 555 nucleotides long. Lineage: Eukaryota; Metazoa; Rotifera; Eurotatoria; Philodinida; Philodinidae. The record is from the annotation of a GenBank genome assembly.
AUGACUGAAUUCAAAUUCGUUCUAUCAUUAACACCAUCACUUGUAUGGCUUCAAAUUAUUUCUAGAACAUCGGGUGUCAAUGGUCAUUUGAAUGGUAAUCUUUGGGAAUAUCCAUUCAUGAAUACAUUACCACAAUUGAAAACCUGUCAAUUUCUUUUUUCUCAUUCCCAAUGUUGCGACGAUGACUUGCAAGGUCUCGAUGUAAUUGUUCAACAAUUUUCAACUCCAUUUUGGUUAACAGAAAAUAAAAUAAUUGUCAUAUGUGAUUAUAUUUUCACUCAAAAACUCAUCAAUAUCUAUACGACUUUCAUAUGCGUUCAAGACUUUAUAAAACCAUCGAUACCAACUAAACAAUAUCAGCCUUUGGAUUUCAUACUGAGAUUACAAUCACCAUUAACAAAUGUUGAAUAUCCUCCAAAGACUCGUUUAAUAUAUGGAACUAAUGAUAUUACUGAUUUACCGACACUUCGCCGUCUUGAUCUUGAAAAUAAUGCAAUUGAAGACGAUGGUAUACGAAUCUUGACAGAAGCUUUACAUGAUAAUAUAGUAAUUUGA